ACGCACAAGCGCGCACGGAGGCUAUUCGCUGCGUAAGCCGCAUUCUAAUACAGAUGAUAGUCAAGAAACUAAACAGGAGCCAUGCCAUCAAUGUCAUACACAUAAGGUUAAAUGCUCGGCUUGUCGCUCUCGUUGUGGCAUACAUAUCUGAUCGAACGCAGUGGCUUGCGGUCUACGUCGUUGUCUUCGGGGUGAUCGGAAUAGCAGGUUAUAUAUUCAACCUUUACCGGCGGUUUUGCUUCUCAAUACUCUGAAGGCAUGCGUAACCGUAUUCGCGUUGUCGAUAUAUAUAACCAUAUAUAACCAGGCCAUCAGAUAGGUUGGGUGAACAUGGUGGUGUGAUCCAACGUUAAGCUUUCCACCAACAUCCACACUCUCGACACCUUUCCCUCAUCCUGACAUGAUUCCAUGAGAGUCUGGACGGAUUUAGAUUCGCAUUAUCGAAUCAGUGGCUGCUGUGGUACCACUUACACAGCAAUUCCCCGGAACCUUAAACGCAGUCGCACCACCACGGGUGUACAUCGUACGUCGUCGUCGUCGUAGUAGUAGUAGUAAGGUAUCUCCAG
This is a messenger RNA of Aspergillus alliaceus, 566 nucleotides long. RefSeq lists its product as uncharacterized. The record is from RefSeq and is a predicted model, not a curated record. Bases 54 to 254 code for a protein of 66 amino acids. NCBI's taxonomy places the organism in Eukaryota, Fungi, Ascomycota, Eurotiomycetes, Eurotiales, Aspergillaceae. The transcript has 2 exons.